AUCAGAAGAUUGACAUAUGAGAAGUUAGAAAGGUUGCAGAACACUCUUGAAAUGAUAUUCCAAUCUUUACAAUGCUUCAAUGGCAGGGGUUCUCUGAACCCCCUUCAUUUAAACCUCACCAUCCCCCUUUGGCCUCCAGUUAGCCAAAACUGCAAACCUUGCUGACGACCCAAAUACAGACAGGGAUGGCUGUUCCUCGAGUAAACAAGAAAUUGCUUCAAGAGCUUGAAUCAAUGGGAUUUCCCACAGCUCGGGCAACUCGGGCUCUUCAUUAUUCAGGUAAUGCUAGCUUAGAGGCUUGUAUAGACUGGAUCAUUGAUCACGAGAAUGACCCGGACAUUGAUCAGAUGCCCUUGGUAACAGUAGACAUUGAUAUUGAAUCUCCAGAGCCAUUCCAUAUCACCGAGGCAAUGAAAAUAAAAGCACAAGAGUUAAGGGAUCAAACACGCAAGAAAAGUAAAGAAGAAGAAAAGAAACUGGAAUUACAAAUGGAACGAGAAAGAGAGAAGGAGAGGAUUCGAUCUGGUAAGGAACUCAUGGAAGCAAAGCAAAUCUUAGAAGACAAUGAAAGAAAACGUAAUAUAGCAUUUCGGAAUUCUGAGAAAGAGGAAGAGAAACGAGCAAGAGAGAGAAUUCGCUGGAAACUAGAACAAGAUAAGUUAGAAAGAAGAGUUAAGCUUGGAUUGCCACCAGGACACACAGCAUCUGCGAAACUUUCUAUACCUGUGAGGGGGGAAAUCCAGACCGUCCGAUCUGUUGCAAAGUCAGAACAUAUAAGAGAGUGUUUAAGGUCUCUGAGGCACAACCAAAAGGAUGAUGAUGCUAGAGUACAACGAGCCUUCCAAACUCUGCUGAUUUAUGUUGGAAAUGUUGCAAAGAAUCCCGAUCAAGAAAAAUUCCGGAAGAUUAGACUCGGUAAUCCGUCAUUCUUGGAUAGAGUUGGAAGUUUGAUUGGAGGAAUAGAGUUUCUUGAGCUCUGUGGGUUUGAGAGAACUGAAGCAGGAGAGUUCUUGUAUCUUCCUCGUGAUAAGGUUGACAUGGCAACAUUAUACUCCGCUGCUUCUGAACUGAAGUCUGCAUUGACAAACCCUUUCUUUGGCCUUCUGUCAAGAGAUGUGUAAUAUCAGGUUCAGUUUAUUUAAAUCGUAAACUUAGAAGGGAAACUGGUUUUAUUAUGCCGUAUCAAUGAACUAUGCUCUAUAGAUUUCAUGUUAAAAUCUUACAGUGAGUGUCUUGCCUUCCUGUAAGAAUUUUACUCUGGAAAAGUAAGAGCUUGGAGAUGAAUGAGGUUUAUUUUAUCUUCUGUAUACUUCUUUAAAGGCCGCCCUGCAUCCCUUUAUUAGCAUGACUGCAUGAGAGAUACAAAUCCAUCUUAAAGUAUGCGUAGGAGUUGCCAUUACUGCAUAGUGAGCCUAUUA
Rosa rugosa (rugosa rose) is the source of this 1418-nucleotide messenger RNA. RefSeq lists its product as uncharacterized. The record is from RefSeq and is a predicted model, not a curated record. NCBI's taxonomy places the organism in Eukaryota, Viridiplantae, Streptophyta, Magnoliopsida, Rosales, Rosaceae. The transcript has 10 exons. Gene Ontology annotation, molecular function: protein binding. Bases 186 to 1121 code for a protein of 311 amino acids.